This is a messenger RNA of Taeniopygia guttata (zebra finch), 10695 nucleotides long. RefSeq names its product polyhomeotic homolog 3 (gene PHC3). The record is from RefSeq and is a predicted model, not a curated record. Gene Ontology annotation, biological process: negative regulation of DNA-templated transcription. Gene Ontology annotation, cellular component: PRC1 complex; nucleus. Lineage: Eukaryota; Metazoa; Chordata; Aves; Passeriformes; Estrildidae. Gene Ontology annotation, molecular function: chromatin binding; histone binding; zinc ion binding.
GCGGGCGGGAGGGGCCGGCGCAGAAGCGGUGCCGAGAGGGAGCGCGGAGCUGCGCCAGGCGGCGCGGGAGGGCAGCGCAGGAUUUCCCCCGGCGAGGCGGAGCAGCCGCCCCGAGAGCGGCCGGGCGGCAGCUCCGCCGCCCCGGGAUGCUGGUGGCAGUCCCGGGCGUGUCCCCCUGCGCUCUACAUGGGCUCUCUCCGACGGGACUCCGCACCUGUGGAGCGGGAUGCUCCACGCCGCAUCGGAGGGGGGGCAGCGGCGCCGGCGGCACCCAGGCUGGACAAACGCUGCACAGCUAUGGAGAAUGAACCCAACACAACGACAUGUUCUGCAUCCAGCACGACCGUCACCAGCACUUCCACUUCCCGCACGCCGCUGCCGCAGAUCUCCGUCUACAGCGGCUCUGACAGACAUGCUGUCCAGGUUAUUCAGCAGGCCUUGCAUCGUCCUCCUAGCUCAGCUGCUCAGUACCUCCAGCAGAUGUAUGCAGCCCAACAGCAGCAUUUAAUGCUGCAGACUGCUGCUCUGCAGCAGCAGCACUUAAGCAGUACCCAAUUUCAGAGUCUGGCAACUGUUCCACAGGCAAGCCUGUCAGGUGGGAGGCAAUGUACUUCCCCCACUGGGAGUGUCACUCAGCAGUCAAGCAUGUCGCAGACCUCGAUUAACCUCUCCACCUCUCCUACACCUGCACAGAUAAUAAGCCGUUCUCAGACCUCCAACACCACCAGCAGCAGCAUCACCCAACAGACGAUGUUGCUGGGCAGCACCUCUCCCACCCUGAGUGCCAGCCAGGCUCAAAUGUAUCUACGAGCUCAGAUGCUUAUUUUUACUCCUGCGACCACUGUGGCUGCUGUCCAGUCUGACAUUCCUGUAGUCUCCUCAUCCUCCUCAUCUUCCUGUCAGUCUGCAGCUACUCAGGUUCAGAACUUGACGUUGCGCAGUCAGAAGCUGGGUGUGUUGUCAAGUUCACAGAAUGGCCCACCAAAGAGCAGCAGUCAAACUCAGUCCCUGUGCUCCAGCAAGGCUGUCAGCAGCUCCAAGGGCAGCCAGCCCGAGCCCUCGGAAAGCAACAGGAAAGGCGAGAGCCCCGCUGCCGAGUGCCGGAGCACGCCGGCCACACGGACAUCCAGCAUCCACCACUUGAUCACACCAGCUUCAUAUUCCCCAUUGCAACCUCAUUCUCUAGUAAAACAUCAGCAGAUCCCACUUCAUUCACCACCUCCAAAGAUUUCCCAUCAUCAGCUGAUCCUGCAGCAGCAUCAAGUCCAGCCGAUUGCGCUCCAGACUCCUCCGGGCCAGGAGCCGCCUCCGUCCCAGCACUGUCUGCCCGUCCCCAGCCAUGCGCUGCCUCCGGCUCCCAGCAGCGUCCCGCCCCACUGCUCCCCUCUCCACGUCCAUCCUCCGCCUCUCACGCUCUCCCCUACCCCGUCCCAGUCAGCUCAGCAGUCAGUGGUGGUGUCCCCUCCGCCGUCCCACUCCCCGAGUCAGUCACCCACCAUCAUUAUUCACCCUCAAGCCCUUAUCCAGUCCCAGGCCAGCUCCCUGGUGCCGGCGGCUCUGCAGCCCGAGCCGGCCGCUCCGCAGGCGGCUGCCGCCAGCCCGGUGCGGCCGUCGCAGCCGCUCAGCCUCCCGCAGCACCUGCCGCUGCCGCCCUCGCCCGCCGUGCACAUCGGGGCCGUGGAGCCGCCCCCCUUGGUUUCCCCGGGCCAGCAGCUCGUGUCCUCCACGCCGCACCAGCAGUAUCCAGCCCUGCAAUCCGCUCCCAUCCCUCUGGCAGCUCCGCCUCAGCUCUCGGCAUCCUCAACCCAGAUUCAACCGCUGCCCUUGCAGUCUGUGCAGUCGUUACAAGUGCAGCCUGAAAUUCUGUCCCAAGGCCAGGUUUUGGUUCAAAACACUUUGGUUUCUGAGGAAGAACUUCCUGCUGCAGAGGCUUUGGUCCAGCUGCCGUUUCAAACUCUUCCACCGCCACAGACGGUCGCAGUAAAUCUGCAGGUGCAGCCCUCAGUUCCGAUUGAAACUCCAGUGAUUUACCAAGUGGAGAAUGUGUGUGAAGAGGAGAUGCCCGAGGACUCAGAUUGUGUCCACAUGGCAAGAACACCUACACCACCCACCUUGUCCCCACCAGCCAUAACCUUGGGUAAUGGAGAGGCUCUUAAUUCAGAAGAUCCUUUGUCAGAACAUGGGGGACUGCCUUCAGUGACAUCAUCAGUCAGUGCCUCAGUAAUUAAAUCUCCAUCUGAUCCUUCCCAUGCCUCUAUUCCACCACCACCUCUUUUGCUUCCAGCAGCAACGACAAGGAGCAGCAGCACAUCCAUGCCCAAUAGCAUUCCCAGCCUAGAAAAUAAACCUCCACAGGCUAUUGUUAAACCCCAGAUACUGACCCACGUCAUCGAAGGCUUUGUGAUUCAGGAGGGGUUGGAGCCAUUUCCUGUCAGUCGUUCAUCUUUGCUGGUGGAACAGCCUGCAGAGAAGAGAUUGCUGGUGGAGGGUCAGAUCAUGAGUGUGGUGUGUGUUGAGUCAGACUUGCAGAACACAAAACAUGCAGACAAUUCAUCAGACACAGAGAUAGAGGAUAUGAUUGCAGAAGAGGGACUGGAAGAAAUUGAAAACGAUCUUCUGAAGUGUGAAUUUUGUGGGAAAAUGGGAUAUCCCAAUAAGUUUCUGCGGUCAAAAAGAUUCUGCUCCACAUCCUGUGCCAAAAGGCACAGCCUUAGUUGCACUAAGAAAUUUGGGCUGUUUCCAUCAGACAAGACCAGUCGUUGGAAUCGGAAGUCAGAUAGCCAAAGUCUUGGGCGACGCGGGCGUCGGCCGAGUGGCCCUGAGGGGGCGUCACGAGAUCAUUUUCUUAGACAGCUUCCAAUUACUUAUCCAUCUGCAGAAGAAGAUCUGGCUCCUCAUGAAGACGCUGUUCCCACGGCCAUGACCACGCGGCUCCGGAGGCAGAGUGAGAGGGAGAGGGAGCGGGAGCUCCGGGAGCUGAGGAUGCGGAAAAUGCCGGAGAGCAUCGACCUCCUGCCCGUGGUGCAAACUGACCCCUCAGUAUGGACUGUCGAUGAAGUUUGGGCUUUUAUACAUUCUCUGCCUGGUUGUCAAGAUAUUGCAGAUGAAUUUAGAGCACAAGAAAUUGAUGGACAAGCUCUCCUUUUGUUGAAGGAGGAUCACCUUAUGAGUGCAAUGAAUAUUAAGCUUGGACCUGCAUUGAAAAUCUGUGCACGUAUCAAUUCCUUGAAAGAAUCCUAGGAGGUGAACAUGAAGGUUUAAACAACAGUUUCUCAGUGACAGAACCAACAGUAAUAUGCCAACAUCUUCACUGUGGCAUGAGUGUUACUGUGAUAUUUUGUUAAGUAGGUGGGGCUCUCCCCACAUAAAGACUUUAAAAUGUUCCUUUUAUUAUACCAGGAGUCCUCUGUAGUUUUCAACAACUAAUAAGUUUAUAGUACAGCCUGAGUAAUGCUUUGAAUUGAAAUUUUUCAUGGAAAAACAUGAAGUGAAAUAUGCUGUGAUAGGUUAGAUAUUCUCCAACAUGUACUUCAUUUUAUGAGUUAUGAUUAACACCCCAGUCCCCACCCCAAUCCAGACACCAUUUCAAUUGUGUUGCUGUAUUCUGAACGAUUUUUCCCACAUACAGCAGUGUUUGGACUGAACUAACAGAGUGUCCACAGGCCCUGUGGAAGCACUAGUACCAGUAAAAUGCUAUGCAUUUAGUUGUGCUCUCUGAGUUUGUUUUAGUCUUGAGCAAAUUGUUUGUAAGGGGUAGGUUAGCAGCUGGUUUUCCUCGUGUAGGCUUACCCUCAUCUCUGCCACUAUAGUAUUUUCUUGAAGUCUGUAAAAUACUAUAAACCAUGUAGAUGUCUCAUCGAAAUCCUCAUGAUCAGGCUACUGACACUCCUGCCAGAGGUAACUGAAGCACAUAUUACUUUACUCUUUGAAUGCUGCUAUGCACUAAGGGGGCAUUAAGUGUUAGGUUUGUAAUUUCACAUGCUGCUAGUUAAGUUAAAUCAGCAGUUCUCAAAUGGGGGUUCAGAGUGGACCCCGAGGAAGUGUGGGAGCACUUGGGGUUCAGGUUCCCAAAUGCCUGGAUGUGAGGGGCUGAAAACUGCAGCCAGGACCAGCUCAUGUUGAGACAAGUUACAAGUUGCUUUAGAGCCUGAGGGAAGAAGGGACAGCAUAACUCGGAUGUUCUUUUUCUCGAUACCUCUUCUAACAUGUCUUUCCCUGUAGUGCAUUUCCAUUGCUUCACUGGAAGCUUCCAAGCACCUUUUCCUUGUCCAGUGGCCAGUGUGAGCUGUGCUUGCAGUACUCUGAGGAAGGAGCAGUGAGGCUCCCUCAGAGCUUGUGCAGGAGCAGCUGCUGAAUGCCUGGAGCUGCAGGUCAGCAGGAGGCAUGCCAACGUUGGCAACUCUGGGAGAAUGUCCUGGUUUAGGGCAAAUCUGGGAGGACCAGGACAGAGAAAUAUCCAGGGGCCCUGCUUGGUCCCUCUGACAGGAGAUUUUGUCUUGGAUGCUGCAGACCCAGGUGGUGGAUUUUAGUGUCCCCCUCCAUCUUCCCGCUCUCACACUCUGUGGAACAAAUACAUUUCCCCAGUUACUGAUGCUCUUGGAAGCUGCCUGGGCUCUGAGGCAGCAGCACCUUCUUGGCCUUUACUUCCCCACCACCUGUGCACCAAUGCUCUUGGAUGUAUUUUGUCCUUCUGUUCCCUCCCUUUUGCAGCCCCACUCCCCUUAUGUACAGACCUGAAUCCUUAAGCUCUUGUUUAGGGAAAGAAGGGUACGUGUGCUGAUAGUCACUGUGUAUAUUUGAAUUAAAUAUGUGUAUGUGUCUGCAAAUAAUGUAUUUUUUUGUAUUUUAUGCAAAUUAAUGCAUAAUAUAUGAUUGUGUAGGGAGGUAUUCGGGGGCUGUACAGUAUUCCUGAAGAGAGGAGGAACUGACCGAAAGUUUUGAGAACUGCUGCCCUAGAUCAAAAGGGGUCAAUGCACAUACACUGGCCAAAAGGCAGGUUUGUGACAGACAGAUUAAUAUGUAUAUUAUUUAACUGAUGACCCUGAAGAGUAAAUUUGAAUUACAGAAAAUCUGUGCUUCAUUUUCCUUUAAUUACACUAUUGCUUUGUUUCCACUAACAGAUUUUCUACCAUUACCUUCUAGAGAUCAACAUUAGAAUCAUUGUUCUUAAUUACAACUGUUUGAGCUUGCUAAUAGCAGAUGUUAUUAAUGAUUUUAUUAACCACUUGAGCUGCAAGUUAGGACAACACGUUGCAGUUGCACGCUGGUAUGUGGUGAGAACCCUUACCCAAAUGGCACCAAAGCUUUAGAAGAUGAAUUGAUGCCUGGGUUUAUUUUGGAGGGAAGUUGCUAAGCACUUUCUAGUUUUGUUUAUUGUUUUUUUUUUUUCUAUUUUCAGUUACUGUUGUAAAAUAAACUUCUUAGUUGAACUUCCAAUAUUUGCUAAUGUUCAUUUGAAAGACAUUCAAAUGACGGAGACAGUGGGUUCCCAUUUGUAGCAUUUCUGUAAGAUACACAGUGUAGCAUAUCUGUAACAUAUGUUCUAAAGGAUAUGUUCUGUUUUGAUGAGCUAACUGAAGACUAAAUAUAUCUUAGAUAUUUAUCCUUUGGCUUUUGUCUUAAAGUUUUAUUAUUUUUAUACAAAAAUCUCACUGGCUAAUUUUUAAUCUGUCUUCUGAUUGUACUGUUCUUAGACAAUGUAAAAAGUAGGGAUACAUAAAUGUGGUUUGAUAAUGGCUUAAGGUGUACUAGAAAAUGUGGACUUAGGGGUCUUAUUAAGACCUGUAGUAAAUCAGUGUUACAUGCAUGAGAAUUUCAUGGCUACUUUAAUUUUGCUUUAUUAGACAGCUUUCAGGAGAGCUUCUCCAGCUAGAGUUUGUGUCCAGCUCAGCCAGAAUCACUGCCAGGUGAUCAGAGCAGACCCCAGUAAGGCACAUCUGGUCCUGUUCAUCUGGUAUGUAACAUUCCCUGUGGGUUUGGGAGAGCCACAGAUAAUGAGUUAUGCUUUAAAUAUUCAUAAAUGCAGCAGCUUAGAAUAUGGGUCUUAUGCAUAUUGAAAUUUUUUUCUUCUUCUUCAGUGAUUUUGGCAAUUAACUGGAAGUUAAAAUCAGACACAGCUAUACCAACCUGUACUGAUAGAAGUGCACUUGUACAGGAGGGUUUGCCAGUGCAGCUGUGUCAAUAAAAUAUUUAUUUUUUUUUUAAAUCGCACUUGUAUAUGAAAGUAGGCUGGAAAUUUUCCAAGUGCUACUGAAGUCUACUUGGGAAGCUUAUGAAUUUUCUCAAAAAACCAAUAUAAUACUUAGAGUAACAAUCCUCCAGAACCAUUUUAUGUACCAGCCACUUGCUGUUCAGAUAGGUGAGGUUUUCCCAGACUUAUAUUAACCAUUUCCCAUGGCUUUCCCACAUGUUAGUCUGUACCCUCUUGCAAAAGAAGAAGUAUUAAAGAUUUUAAUUGUAUUUUAACACUUGUUCCCACAGGAUGUGUCUACAAGAAAUCUUUUUUUUUUAUUCUCUUUAUUUCCUGGGAUUUUGCUGGGUGUGGUGUGCCACUGCCUGGCAUGGCAGCUACAGCUAAUGCCAGUUUCAGAUGGAUGUUCUCAUUCUAAUACCCCAAUAUCCAUGCAGAAACUUCCACCUCAAGAGCUCAACAGAUUUCUUACACAAUGACAAAUCUACAGCUCUGAGUGAUCAAAGAAUUCAGUGACAGCUAUGCUGAGUCCUGGUUUUGCAAAUUAGACAUCCCCAUAAUUUAUAACAUGAGUAGUUCAGAUUGUACUGAGACUGCUCAUCUUAAAACUCAGCAUGUAUAAAAGCUUGCAGGAUUAUUCUCUCACCAGUAUUGUAUAGAGAUGUCCUGUUAGCUUAUACUUAGUAAUAUAUUUGUCAUCAUUAACCAGACAUUUCCUCAUUGAUUGUUUUAGGCUGCAGAUAAUGACAGUGCAAAACAAUCAAUCUAGGGUCGUUUUUUAAUACUCACCUAAAUUAGUUUAUUAGGGAUGGAGAGUAUUUUAAAUACACUGUUCCUGUUCAAUGCUGAGUGGAACAGGUAUGAACAGAGCUAUCAAUGAAUAAUUUCAGUGUAAAGUGCUAAUUGCUCAUAGUGAAUUAAUUUUCAAGUCACUCUUGCAUAGUGAGCAGUAGUUUCAGACAGGAAAUACUGCGAGGAGAAAGAAAUUUGAAAUUUAAUGCUUAGUUCAUUUAAGAUGAACCUAAAUUAAAUUAAUUUUAAAAGACUUUGCCUUUAGUAGUGAGAGUUUAUUUAGACCUGAAAGGUUCUAUGUAGUUAUAUCCCCUGGAUGGCUUUGCAAAUGGUGACAUUUGAAAAAGAGACAGUAAUGAUGCUCCAGUGCCAGCUGUGUGGGUUUUUUAGGAAGCUUUUUCAGGAAGCUGUCCCUGGUCUGAGCUGAUGGAGUCAGGGCCUGAGACGCAGACUGAGCACCAAGGCAGUGAACACACAGUACCCUAAUCCAUGAGAAUCAGCCUGGUUUGUUUUUACCAUCUUCAUCUCUUUGGAAACCUGACAUUUCCUUCCCCACUCAAUUUCUGAGAGUGGCAUUUUGCUCUCUUGGAUGUCAGCUCUGGGGGCUGUGGAGUUUUGUGUCCUGCUUUGUCCCCUGGGUCUCAUGGUCAGCACUUCCACAUUGGUCCAGGCCCAUCCUAAGCUGCUGUGUAGGUUUGUGUAACCUCUGCAUUAAAACACACACCUGCUCAUUCACCUGAAGGUUGCAUAGUAUUUUCUGAUCCCUUACAGCAAAGUGGAAGGGAAAAAGCAAAGUUCAGAGAAUAUGCUGGUAAUUGCAGGUAUGGAGUAAGCUCAUAGUCCAGCUUUUGUAACCAUGGAUUUAAUGUUUCUGAAGCACAGUUCUGGGAGCCAGUGUAAUGAACAGAUUUCAAGUUAAAAUUUUUUAAAUUUCCAGCAAGUAUUCAUGUUGAAUUAUCUAAAUGACUCUGUAGAGUAAGUAGCUAGACAAACAAGAUUUUAAAAGAUUUUUUUCCAUCCAGAAGUAAUUGUAACUUGAGCACAAUUGUGCAUUCGUAGGAUUGUGAUCAUAAACACUGUUUAAGUGCAAUACUUAACACUGAAGGAGCAUUCUAGCUGUGUUUAUGAAGCACUGCUUGGGUACAUAGGGUUGUUGACAGGCUUGUGGUGUUGUUGCUAGGUAAUAAUCAGGAUAUCUAUGCUGAUUAUGGGAUUAGGUUUGAAGCACAAAUGUCUUUGAUUCAUGAGGUAGAUCUGCUUUGUGAGUGAAGCCUGGGCAGCCUGUGGAAGACUUGUGUUGUCCUCCACUCUCCAGCCAGGAUGCUUUUUGCAAAUUCAUUUUUUGAAAGAACGAGGGAUUCUGCACGCCCAGCUUUCUUUCCAAGUAGUCUUUGUGUUAUAGAAUGAACAAGCCAAUACUGACCAGGAAAGAUGUGUGUAAGAUGAAGGGUUUUAUCAUUGAGGAAAGAUGUGUGUAAAGAUAAAGGGUUUUAUCAUUGAGUGCCAAAUACUCUGUUCAGAGUUGAAAACACAUAGAAUAUCUCAUUAAAAUCACUGUUGAUUUGUAAGAGAUUCUUUAAAUGAGAAAAGUACAGAAGUCUCCCAUAAAGGGUUAACACUUUAGCUGCUGUUAGCAUUAAUAGCAAUACUGUAAGGUAUUUGAAUGGUAUAAGGCCAUUAGUUGCUGGCACAGCACAAGAAGUGAUGUACAAAGGAGAUGUAGCAGUGGUUAUCUGUAGUUCUUUAAUUUCAGCUAUUUCCACCUUCCUGGCACAGAUUCUAUCCUCUCUGGCAGUGAAACUGUCACCCCUGUUCUAGAGAGGGAUGGUCCAGGCACCAGUGUUGGGACUGCCCAGAAGCACCAGCUUAAAAAAAAAUGCAGAGGAAAAUACAAUUGUUAGGAAGGCAGUAGGGUGAAAAUCACUGCUCAGCUGGUGUCUCCUUCCAUGAAUGCCAAGCAUAAAAGUGGGCUUGCAAAGAGAACUUCCAUUCAUGUUUUAAAACAGUCACUGGGCAGGCUCAGGCACCAUGGUUGGAUGUUGCUGGAAACCUGCAGUGCCACUGUUGCCUCCUCAAUUGAGGUGACAGCUUAAAAGUUGAUGCUCUUUGGCACUUUUCCACCGAAAGUAAGAAAAAAUAAAUUUGACAACUAAUACAGUGAUGUAACAUCAAUCCAUUAAUAUUUGCUUUGGCUGCAUGUUGUGGGUUCCCUGUAAAAAAUGUUAAAAACUUCAAGUGGCUUUAGGAGCACUGCAGCAGCUACAGGAAUUCUGGCACGUUAGGGCAGAUGGGGUUGUGUAAACUUUAAUUAGGGCUUGGGAAGCUGAACCACACUGAUAAAUAAAACAUGUUAGCAGCCUCACCCAACUGGUUGCAGUUCCAGUUCCUUGCAUGUUAGUGAUUCAGAAGGGUGAGACUUACCAUGCAAAACACACCUGAAAUGAACUUGAAAAUAGCUUUUCCUUCAUCUGGUGUUGAACGAACUUUAAAAGAGGAAUUUCCCCCUGCCUGCCAAGUCUGUAUGAAUUAGUUAUUUCAUGAUUCUGAAAUGCCUGGUGCAUUCCUAGAUUUGAUGUAUUUGCUGAUUUUCAAAUGGAAUUAGGUUUUGUAAAUAUUUUGUCAGCCCCAUUUCAGUGGGUGUCCAGUUUCUAUAAAACCUGAAGAAAUGCUGUGUCAAACCCCUGUGUUUAGCCAUGGUUUAUCCUAUAGCAUCUCCAGCACUAACAGCAAUCACAGUUUGAGGGAGCAGGGAGAGAUUGCUUAGGGUUGUUUUCCAGUUAACAUUGCAUGUGUUUUCCUGCUUUUAACAUGGAAAUAGAAUUUCCUCCAAAUACAUUUUCCAGCAUAAAAAAAUGAAAUAAUUUGUGGUGCCAAACACUUCAAACUAUAUUGCUAAGCAUUGCCUCCUCUUAUUGCACUAGUUUUAAAAUUCAGUUUUUGAUCAUUUACUAUCCUUUUGAUGGCCUUUUAACUAGAUUUUCUCCCCAAACCAUUUUCUACUGCUGAAAAAUGCUUGUCCCCUUUUGAUUACAUCACAGAAAACUCAAAGAAUUUUACAACAGACUGUGGGUGAAAGAAGCACUAUGUGGGGUGAAGUAAUAAAUCAAAAUAAUCGGAUUUUAGUAUGUUUCAGAAAUUGAAGAUUAAUUUAUGAUUGAGAUGUGAUUGGGUAUUCUUAUGGAGUGAAAUACUAGAAUAUUCUUUUAUAAGAAAAUUUAACCCAUGUAAUCUUAAAUUCUGCAAUUAAAUCUAUCUCUAUAAUUGAUAUAGAAUAAAAUAAAUUAUUACCCAAAAUCGAAAUUUUGCAGUUGAAGAGCACACAAUGAGCUAUGUAAAAGUAUGAUCUUUACUUUGUGAAUCGUUUUAUAAGAAGCACUUUCCUAUUACCAACUAGCAUGUGAACGAAUUUUAGAUUCUCUCAAUUGUUAUGAUCUGUAAAAAUGACAUUUCUUCAAUCUGUCUGUUAAUGGAUAAAUCCAUCCUACAAAUGCUGAAACAAAGCACCUUAUACUAUGCUGCUUAAACUUGCUUGUAAUUGCACCUUUUGUUAUCUGCAGAGUUUUCUUAAUGAGUAUUCUUGUGUGAAAUCAUUGUUCCCUGUGGGUCUGGGGGACAGUUAAAUAACCUACAGCAUCAUUUACUUAGUUUCUCUUUCAAUACAACAUUGUAUUGUGACCUUAGUGCUUCAGAAAUAAAUGCUAAUUUCAUUUGUC